Molecule: messenger RNA, 21769 nt
Organism: Zonotrichia albicollis (white-throated sparrow)
Lineage: Eukaryota; Metazoa; Chordata; Aves; Passeriformes; Passerellidae
Gene: LRRC3B
Product: leucine rich repeat containing 3B
Molecular function (GO): protein binding
Source: RefSeq, a predicted model, not a curated record
GAGCAGCGCUGCCUGUUGCGCCGAGCGGAGCGGAGCCGCCGGGGCCACACGCCGAGAAGUUUUGCGGGAAGGCGCCGCGAUGCAUGCUUCUAAGAAGGGUAUUGACCAUGAGGAAGCCUGUGUGCUAGUAACCAGUGUUUACUAAUCCCGCCAAAGAAAAUGAAGCCACGUUUCAGCUUUGCCGAUCCUUUUCCCACCCUGUUGGCUGAAUAAGAAAUGGUUGUGUGAUUAUGCUGACAGCCCAGCAUGCAUUUGGUAGACCUGUGGUUAACUCGUUCCCUCUCCAUGUGUCUGCUCUUACAAAGUUUUGUCCUCAUGAUACUGUGCUUUCAUUCUGCCAGUAUGUGCCCAAAAGGCUGCUUCUGUUCCCUCUCCGGAGAUCUGAACGUCAGCUGUAGCAAUGCAAGCCUCAAGGAGAUACCCAGAGAUCUUCCUUCAGACACAGUCUUACUUUAUUUGGACUCCAAUCAGAUAACAUCUAUCCCCAACGAAAUUUUUAAGGACUUGCACCAAUUGAGAGUCCUCAAUUUAUCAAAAAACGGGAUUGAGUUUAUUGAUGAACAUGCCUUUAAAGGGGUGGCAGAAACCUUGCAGACUCUGGAUUUGUCCGACAACCGGAUUAAAAGCGUGCACAAAAACGCUUUCAACAACCUGAAGGCCAGGGCCAGAAUUGCCAACAACCCCUGGCACUGUGACUGCACGCUGCAGCAGGUGCUGCGGAGCAUGGCCUCCAACCACGAGACGGCCAACAACGUCAUCUGCAAGACCUCUGUGCUGGAUGAGCACGCGGGGAGGCCCUUCCUCAACGCUGCCAACGAUGCCGACCUCUGCAACCUCCCUAAAAAGACUACUGACUACGCCAUGCUGGUCACCAUGUUUGGCUGGUUCACCAUGGUGAUCUCCUACGUGGUUUAUUACGUGCGACAGAACCAGGAGGAUGCAAGGAGGCACCUGGAGUACUUGAAAUCCCUGCCAAGCAGGCAAAAGAAACCAGAUGAAGCCGAUGACAUUAGCACUGUGGUAUAGUAUUCUGAAUACAAUGACUGCCUUUGUGAUGGGAACUAGAGUCGGAUGACGCUAAAACCAGAGGUUUACUUCUAACGUUCAUUGUAAACAUUAAGACUUUUGGGGCUUUUUUUUUCCUGUUUAACUGAAUUACGCCACUGUUGAGCUUUCUAACAGAAAGUUUUGUCCGGGUGGUAAGCUUCAAUUAUUUCUCUGGUGAUAUCCUAAAGCAAGUGAAUUAAUAUGUAAACAUUAGUUUAGACCCAUUCCACUAUUUAAUAACGAAAUUUAUUUUUUUAAUUUAAAAACCAAAUAAAAGCUUAAAUUUGAACCAUGUAAAGCAGAGUAAUUUAUUGAUCAGAAACCUGUCUAGUGCCAGAGCACUUUUGGCUCGUUCAGUGUCUGUGAGGUAGAGGAGAGGAGUGAUGAUGAAGUGGGCUGUGAGAGGUACAGGAUUGGAGAGUCCCCAAAGGGCACAUCCCACCCAUGGAUGCAAGGUGAGCAGCUGGUGAAUGGUGGCCCAUUUUGUGGGCUGCCUGCCACAGCCCACAAGAAAGGGGAAAGGGGCACAGUGUGGGAGAGCAGAGUGCCCAGACUCCGAGCGUAAGGGACUGAUGCUUGCUUAACCUCUCAGAGGGCAUUUUGGCAGUGCUGGGGAGGAGGCAACCUGGAGGAGCUGCAUCUCAGGACAUCAAAGAGAGGUAAGCCAGGGGCAUGUGGUGGUUUUUGUCUUACACUCACUUACUGCCUUGCAUGAGCUCCAGGCAUGACCUCUGCACUGGGGAGUACAGCAAUAAGGCAACAGCAAGCUUAAUAUGCUGGUCAAACUAGAGUAUCACCAGUGAUAAUUAAAAAAAAAAUCUGGUGGGUUUAAGCUGUAUAUUACUUCAUUAGUAAAUGUGGCUUCUAUUUUUUAAGAAGUAGCCUUCUAAAAACUUGAAGGAAGUAAAUUAAUAUAUAGGCUAGGCAUAUUCUAUUCUGUGUUAUUAUAUAUGUAUGUUUUUGUAUGAUUUUGUGACUAAAGAUUUGGGAAAAUAGAAAGUCCACAUGAAGUUAAACUCAGCCUUGCAUAUGAAAUGGAUAUUUUAUAUUUCUGCUGUCUUUAAAAAUGCAGUGUUUCUCUCUCUUCAUAGAUAAAAUUUUCAAAGGGAACAAAUCCACAAGAACGUAUUCCUCCUGUCUUUUAUGACUAUAAUGGAAUGAUGCUUGUCUCUGCAUCCCUACAGAUUCAGUCUAACUGACAUUGGAAUAUGUAUUACAGAAGGUUGGAUUAAAAAAUGUAUAAAACACUGCUUUUCAAGAGAAAGUGUUAAAGGUCAGCCUUAAAAAUAUGUAAAAACCCUCCAGAGCAAUCUCUCAGAUUAGUUUAUCUAUUAUUUCUGUUACAGUUUUGUUACAAGGGCAGAAGCUUGUUUAUCUUAUUUUUUUUCAGAACACUGUUAAAAUAAUAGCUAAAACUUGUUGCAAAGCAAGUGACAGAACGAGAAAAAAAUUAAAUGGACAUAGAGUCAACUUUUUAUGUCAUUUUUGCACCCUUCAUAGGGUGAGUCCUCGUGACUGACUUAGCCGUUUGCAUACCUCCAUGAGCAGCUUUUAGCAAAUUAAGAGAAUGUUAAUGUUUGUAAAGGGGACUGUCUGUCCAUAAAACAACCACUGUCUGAUAUUUCUGUCCCUGCUGCUAACUCCCUUAAGUGAAAAUAUUAUUUUCUAAGGUGAGACUCUUGUUGAUGACACAUCCUCCUUAGUUAACAUUUUAUGCUUUCCUGUUUCCAAGCUCUAUGUGACUAUCUACCCAAGCCCCCCAAACUCUGUGUGGCCUCCUGCAGGACCCAAAAGCAGUAGGGUUAAAUACACAUGUGAGUCUGAAGAGAGCAGAUAAAAUGUUACACUGUAGUGGCAAUAUAACAAACUCUACUGAACAGGACAUGUAGGCUCUCUGUGUAGGCUGAGCAAAAUUACUUCCUGAUGUAAUUCCCCUAAUUUCUCUAAAAUUUCCUUCAGAGAAAAAUUGGUCUUAUUUCUGUCACUGUGUUCCCCAAGCGAUAUUUAGGAUUCCAGCUAAUAUGCUACUGUGGGAAAAAGCAGGGAGAACUAGCUAAAAGAUGACUCUGAGCUGGAGGUACUAAAAAUCAAGAAUUUGAUGUUGUUUAUUCACAGCUGAAUGCAGGAAUUUCUCCACAAAAUUUAAACAGAAUUAUUUAAACAACAUUUAAGAAAUCCUUAAAUGGUUUGUCUUAAAACACUUUUAAAAACAAUUGGCAGGUUUUAAAAAUUUAAUUUCAAGCAACAUUUUCAAAAAGAGCCCCUCUUCACAAAACUAACUAAGAAAAAUAUUAAUACGUUAUCUUUAGGUUUUCUGGUUUUUUUCUUUAUUACGUGAUCCAUGAGACAGGAUCUGGUAUAGUCUUACCCCGGCUGAACUUCUGGCUUUCCAGCUUUAAAUUCCGACCUGAAGAAAUGUGAACAAAGUUAAACAUUACUCUGUAGAAAUGCUUUGGAGGGAUGGUUCCAAAAAGAAAGAAGGUGCUUCUUUUUACUGUGUUUACUUCACACUUUUCUUUCCAAAACUACUGUCUCUAGAAAAGCCUAGGUGCUGCCCUUUGAAGUCAAUGGCACAAACUUUUAGACUUUUAUCAAAGUUAAACCCUUCAAGGAGCAAAACAAAUUUUGCUGAGAAAUGAGUAAUUUGAUAUAUUUUUAUCUAUAAUACCUUAGCAUGUAAAUACAGAUGAGCAGAAAUGGAUGUUUCCUUACUCACAGGAGAUAGCAUAUGGUGGAAAAUAAGAAGGGAUAUAUAUAAUACUGUGAUUUUUUUUUUCUAUUAAGAUGCAUCAGGACAAGUAGAGCUGGGACUUAAUGGCUUAAAUGUGAUUAAUUUCUCUACCCUGAUUUUGUUACAGAAAACAUCCAUAUUUUUGUUUCUAAAUGGUAAAAGAUAACUGUCAACAUUAUUUUUUUCUUUAAAAUAGUGGUGGUUUUUCUCUGCUAGUUUUCUAGUGUUAUGCUCUGUGGGUAAGAUCUGUGGUAGUGUAUUUGGUCUGUGUGUAUUAAGGCUCAGGCUUUAUGUGUUUAUUUUAUUCUUAAUUUGGUACACUAUGAGAUACAGAUCUCUUCCCUGUUAAUGUACAUUAUAUUCUUAAGUCUUUGGUAGCAAGAUUUUGCACUGCAAUUGCCAUGAAUUUCAGGGGUUGAGUAUGAACAGAAAAUGUGGUGAUCCACGUUCUGGUCUUCCCAGGAAAAAAAGAAGAGAAUAGAAUUUUUAUUUACCAAAUAGAUGCCAUGCAAAAAAUCUACCACAUUUGUUUCUAAGCUUGAAAGGGGAAAAUCAGAAGCAUUAGAAAGCAAAAAAAGGGAAGUUAAAGGAGCAGCUGUAGGCUUAAACACUUGAAGGUGUCAUGGAGUCUUGAAACGUUUAAAUGUGCAGUGAGGUCUUGGAGUGAAUCUAAAUCAAUUUUAAAAAGGAUGUCACUCUACUUCCACACCUGGAAAAGGAGCUAAACAAGAGUAGAUAUUUAAACUUUAGGAGGGAAAUCUAAAGAAGCAGAAUGUAGGAGAAUAUAAAUUCCGAGGUUACAUGUAAAGCUGUAGUAUGGGCAAAACAAAUGGGAACAUUUUUUCCUAAGCAAGUGAGAAACAAGAGUCCAACUAGAGCAAGAGCCAAGAGUUCAUCAGGUAUUAAGGGAGCAUUGUGAAUAGGUAGGGCAAAUGUUUUGAAAGAAACUAGGCUAGCUUUUGAGAAGGAAAAAGUCACCUAUCAAUUAGUUACUGGUUAAAAGAUAAGAAACCAAAGUAAGAAGAAAUAAUCUGUUGAUUUGAAGGAGAAUGGUUACUGAAAUUUCUGAGGUGUCCCACGGAAAUCAGAAGGAGAGCAGUGCUGUACAGUGUAUUCCUGGAGAAGGGAAUUGAUAAUGAGCUGAUAACAUUUGUGGGUUAUAAACUGUUAUGGAGGGCAGUCCAGCCUACAGCUAACUGUGAAGAAAUACAGAAGGUUCUUACAUUUCUAAGUUGGCAGAUGAUGAUAUAAAGAAGAUUGGAUUUUGUGUGAAUAAUUACAAAGUACUGCAGAUGGCACAUCUGAACAUGAGGAUAUUCUCUAAAUUGGCUGUAAUCAAAUGGAAAAAACAUCUUGGAGGCACAGUGGGAAGCUCUUCAAUGACAAACACCAGAAAUUAUUAGGAGGGAAAUAAUCAAACAGCGUGGUGGAUUGGCAUGAUAAACCACUGAAUAAAAUCUGUGAUGAACACACAUCUGGAGCAUUGCAUUUCAGUUUUCCUUGUCUUCAAGGAAAAUGAAAUUACUUCUGAAGUACUGAAUAUGUGGAGAAAGAUAAUAAGAUAAUCAAGGAUAUGAAGUUUGUUUCCAUAGGAGAAAACAUCUAACAUCCCCAGUCAUGGAGGUGAGAUGGCAUUAGAACUCACUGUAAUAAUUGGAGUAGUAAACAAAAGGGGAAUUCAGAAGCUCUGAUCUCUGUUUCUUGCAACAGAAAACAGCAGUUUGGUUAGACAAUAUCAGGCAGUGGAUGCUAGGGUUUUUUUAACAUUUUUGUAGAGAGCAUGCAUUUAAAUGAAAUACAGGUUAUUGUAGAGAAGAAAACAUAUUCAAAGGUAGGACUCCACAAAUUCCUGGAAGUUGAGGUUGUUACUAGUUAACAAUGCUAACUUUAUAUAGAUACAGUUCUCAACAAGGAAAGUCCCUGCUCAUCCUAGGAAGCAGGGAUGGUUUCCCUAGGAAAUGCUUACAGUUUUGUGCUUGUCUUACUCUCUGAGAUGCUGUUGUGGGUGUUUGUUGAGGAGAAGGGAAGGUGGCCUUGAUUUGUAUGGCACUGAUGCUCUCGUAUGUCCAUAGGGAUGAAAAUCAAGCUGCCUUCCUGAGAGGCUGGUAUUUGUAGCACAGACAAGGAGAUUUUCCGUGCAUGGACUGGGAAUGAAGUCCAGGAAAAGAAAAAUCCCAUGUAAGUGUUGGUGUCUACUUAAUGUGAAUUGCAGCACUAACUGCUGGACAAGGUUCAAGCACUCCGUGCCCAGUUGUGCCAAGACUGUGUUAACUAAAGGAGUGACAGCUUUCCACUGGGGAUAUGUGGAAAAAUUAAUUCAAACCUUGCUUGACAUAUUUAUGUAAAUUGAUACUAUUCUUACAGCUCACCUGGUGGUCCAUCUAGAAAGGAUGGAAAUUUCUCUGCAGGUUCUUCAUUAAAACGAAGUUAAGGACUUGAUUUUCACAAAGAAAUCCCUUCAUUGUUGUUUCUUCAAGUGAAAACUGGUGUGAUGAAUUCUUGAAAAUACAAGUACUUCACCAGUGCCACUUAUGACAGGGAAAUGCCUGGAAGAUUUGGUUUUGUUUUUCUGGAGUCAAUCUGAGGAGCAAAAGUCACCAACAAGCAUCAGACAGAGGCAUAUACAUGCCAUGCCAUAGAAAUAUGUGAAGGAGGUGUUUUUUGCAUGCCAGUGCAUCCAUGAGUAUGUACAUGUUCAUGUGCAGAUGUGUGGGUAUGCAUCUCUCAAGCUCAGUCACAUUUCCCUGUGUUAGUCGUGUUCAGUUAGCUGUACAUACACACGCAUGCAGAUAGAACAGUGUCUCCUUUGGAUGCUUUCAUUUCCCCUAUUUAAUCAUGAAAAGAGUUGCUUUGUUGCUUCAGAGCCAUGAUUCAUACUGCAUUUAAGCCAAGUACACCUCCAUCCUCAGCCUUUUGCAAUGCUCCCUGAUCCCAGUACCAGCUACACAGAGUGUGGAAGAAAAUGAGACGACACUGGUACAGCUCAUGCUGUUUCUGAGAUCCUUAGUCACAUCCAUUGGCUGCCAUAUCGAGCUGUUACAGACCUUUGUGAACAACGCUUUGUUUUCCGCUGGCUCAGAAAGCAAUACAACUUCCUAGAAAGCAAGAUAUUUAGGUGGAUGAUGUAAUGCCUUCAAACUCAUAAGGAACUGCCCUGUUAGUGAAAACUGGACAGUGCAACUGCAGAUCAUGUUCCUGGAUCAGUUCUCCUCUUUUGCAUUUGUAAAUGAGUAGGUUCUUGGCAUUACAAAUGUGUUUGGCUCUGUUUUUCUCCUAGGAGAUAGUUAUAACCCUUGGAGGAAAUUCCUUGAGUUGGCUGUGUGUCUGAAUACAGCUGCUAAUUCCAAAAGAAAUGCCAGAAUGAAAAAUGAGAUGGUUUUAAGAUUUCCCUACUACAAGGAAACUUGAGAAGCAGUUAAGUUUUUGGAAAUCAAACUUCAGAAUGUAUUAUUCUUAGUGCUGAUUGAGGUUUUAAAAGCACAUUGUGAGAAUCCUGCUGCUUUGGUGGGGCAGUCUGCAAGCAGAUUUCAUAACAAAGCAGCAAUAUCCAAAGCCUGUUAGGGGCAGAUUAAACAGGACAUUGAGGAGAAAAAACGUCAAAACCAAACCAACAUGACAAAAUCACUAACAAUAACAACAAAACCCAGAUAAGCAGAAAAACCAACCAAACAAAAAGUCCGCGUUAAACCAUCUGUUUAGGUAUCUUCAUCUUUCACAAUUAGUAGCCACUGCCUAAUAAUGAAAGAGUUUGUGAUCUCUUGAAUUCUUCAUAGCUCUGUUUUAAUUUGGAAAAAAUAGGUCUGUUUAAAUACAUCUGCCCUAACACUGUUAGUUAUGAGCUGACACUACUCAUAUUUAAAUGGAGAUUGAAACUGAACAUAUUGGCUAAACCUUGUCUGCACUGUGGUCUGUUUCUAUGCCUGUCUGCACAUCUGUAAAAAAACCUUUAGGUAUAUAUUAGAAAAAUACACAUUUUCUGUACAUAGAUGCGGUUAUAAAAUCAUGCUCUUUCAAAUAUGCUUUGGAAGUUUUUAAUAUAUAAAAGCAAGGGAAAAGUUGGAAGGAAGAACAGACCCCAGAACUUUCAGAUUGCCUUCAGGUAUCAAAGCAGGACAAAAAGGAGAGGAAAAAAAAGCCCUAUCAAAACCUAUUCUUUUUUUCUUCCUUUGAGGAUUAGCUUUGUGCUCAAAGCUACAUUUCAUGGUUUACCAAUUUUUUAUUUCGGUACCUUAAGCCAGAUUAGCAUUCACUUUCAGCAAAGUCUCUUAUAAAUGGAGUUCUUAGCUACAGAGGAUACUGAAACAUAUCAUGUUGUCUGAAAAAAAAAAACCUGUGACUGCAACAAAUAAGCCCUCUAGACAGUAUCUCUAUACCCUGUUAAUUAAAUUUAGUGGCAAAGGAAAGCAGUUGUUGAAUUAAGGUAAUACCUGAGAGAUUUCAGGUUCUCGAGUAGCUGCUGGCUUUUGUGUUUUUAAUGUGACUGUAUGGGACAACCAACACACCUUUACAGUAUUCUAUUUCAGAAGCUCUGGGUCUGGUGGCUGUUACAGGACACAAAACCCACUGUCCCUGUCUUCAUGUAAUCCUUAAGGACAAAGGCUUUGGGGAAUGCCAUGUCUGGGAAAUGCCUCCCUCACUGAGAGCAGUCUGUUCAGUCUCACCUCAGAACUGCCAGCUGUGAUGGUUUAGACCACUUGUAAAAGGAGGGAAACUGCUGUUUGGAUGAGAUCUGUGAAGCCUCUCCCUCUUGAAGGGACUUUCUUAUCACUGGUAGCAGAUACAUCACAGGCCAGAAUCCCAGAGACUUCAUCAUUUAAAACCAUAGGGAGCUUGCUUUCCUUCAGAAUGAUUCGAGUUAUUUUUGGUACAUCAAACUUUCCAGUACUAUAAACUGAAAAAGACCAGCACAGCCUGUUUGGUUUUCAAGACAAGGAUGUCUAACCACAUUGCAGCUGUACUCAAACUAGAAUAUUUUCCUUGUCUUUAGUCUUUUGCUGUUUAGCAUUACAUUUGUGGUUGAAUUAACUUCAUGGCUCUUCAGAUUGAAUCUUCAAGCAAGCUUGUUUUCACUAAUCAGAAAAGAUUUCCAAUUGCUAUUAACGGUAAACCUCACUGGGAAAUGUAUUCAUGGGUCAGCAGAGAUUUGUUCUUUUCUGACAUUUUUUGCAAAAUUCCUGAACUGAAUAAUAUAUUAGGGAUUUUUACAGAGUAAGUGAUGUAUGUAUGCACAGGCUUUUUUUAAAAACAAGGCUAAUCAAGAAAUGAACAAGGUGAAAUUUGCUGAUUCUAUUCUAAAGUUCUGAAGUAAAAAAGGAUGAUCUGAUUAGGAGAGCUGGGUGAGGUGUAAAGGUAUUCCUUCAAACAACAAGCUCUGAAGUACAUGGAAACAUCUUUUUGUUUUCAAAAGCUGUGGCAACCCUGAAACUAUAGUUGCAGGAUAGUAUAUGUAAAUUGCAAUGCUGAAAAUAAUAAUAAUUAAUUGAUUUUUAAUUGAUAAUUAAAGAAAAUCCAUCUCUCCAUUUGGUUCUCACCCUGUGUAAUGUACCAAAAUUCUUGGCUGAACUUGAAAUUGUGCUUUCUUAGUUAGCAAGCUUUCUUCCCAAGUUCAGGAAUGUACUUUGGACUGUAUGUGGGACAGAAGUUUUGAAAUUGCCUUCAGUGAGAUCAGCAUUUCCUUAAUAAAUGUGUUAUUAUACAGGGUGAACUGAGCCACCAUACUGGCAAUUGCUUUUGUACUUUUGAAAGGGUUGAUUUGGGUUUUACAUCUAAAUAAUGACAGCACACAGCUCUGCAGUGGUGCACCCUCAGGCUUGUAGCGUGGCAAUGAGGAACUACCCUUUCCUUACCCUGGUGGCAGAAUAGCCAUGACAAUUACCUUAAUUUGUUAUUGUUUAUAUGACAAAAGGCAUGUAGUGUCUUUCCUGUAUUUGGCUCCACAUAGACCUCUGGAAUCUCCUAAGUAUGUGUGUAUGAGGACAGACUUUUAGAGUGAAGAAAAAGAAAUUUAAGAGGGUUGACUGCAUGUAAUUAGCUUCCAGUAAUGGAUCACAUUUCAGGCAGCCAUCACCCACAAAGUCACUGUAUAGCAAAAUCGCUGGAGUCAGCAGGCUUCUGGAAAAUACCCACCACUAUUGUUUAAAUGCUUGUGUUCCAGUAUUUUUCCACAAUUAUUUUUGUUUCUGCAGUAUUGUGUUCCCUCUGUGAGCACCACUGUGGAGGUGAUUGUUUCGGGAGGAACGAGCUCUGAAUUUCCAAACUGUCCUGAGGGUGUGGAAAAAAGGUCUUUAAUGGAAACUACCUCAAUUAAAAUUAUGACAAUACAUAAUCGUGGACCUGAGGAGACCUGACACACAUUUCACGCCUGGCCCCUGACUGCCUGAGUAAAUAGAUGCCAUACUUAGCACAGAGAACAAAUGGUUUGGGCUGAGAAGGGUGAGUCAUUCAAAGCCGAGUUGCUUUUCCUGAAAGCACACAGAAAUGCAAUGAUUAAAUAGGCUUUACAUUUGGAAAAUCCUGCAGGCAAGUCUUUAAUCAGUCUUGAAAUGCCUUUCCAUGUGCUGCCAGUGGAUUUGUUUUGACACAGCGUGGUGAUGGCAGCUCUGGGUACGGCAGUCAGUUUUAGCUGCAGAGGCGGAUGGGUGACGACUGCUCACGUUACGUGAGCUCAGUGUUGGGUGUCUGACGAGUGUGCUCCUUCUGCUGCAGGUGCUGCAUUGAGCUCCACGGAGAACCAGCUUCUCCACACAAACUGAGGACAUGCCUGAGCUGUGUGGGCCACCUGAAUUCAGGGACAGUUGGCAGAUGGCACCCCUCGCUGCAGGCCCGAUGAUGCUGUUCCUGAUGAACUUGGUUUGAAACACUAGUUCUCAUUCUUGUAGAAAACCACGGUGGUUCAUGACACAUGGACCUCAGCUGUUCCAGCUCCCUGUUCCCAUACAUGUGUGGGUGUGUGGGUGAUUGUGUGUGUGCGUGUGUGUGUGUGUGUGUGUGUGAGAUUGUGUGUGCGCACACUUCUGUGGGUCCAGCAACACUUGAUUCAGCUAGGUCUUGCUGGUGGGAGAGCAGAAUUUCUGUGCUGGACGUUGUGAGUUACUGUGUGUACAGUUGAUAAUGUUGGAUGGCAACAAUAUCCCCGGAAAGCUCUCAGCUCUCUGCACACUUGUUGGAGAGUGGGUGGGAGAAGGUCAGAGGCUGCUUGCCAUAAUCAUGUGCUAUUGAAGUAUUCAUAUAAGUGAUUUGUGUUUAUUCUGUGUUCUGUUUUCUUAUGGUUUAAUACUGGAGCCUCUUCUGUAAAAACGAAGGAAUAAUUAAAUCCUCACUUAUCAGUAAUGCCAUAAUGUUUCUGCCGUAAUGAAGAAGCGCUUAAUUACUGUAUGUUACAUGUCACAUCAGAGCCUGUCACAUCACUUUUCUCUGGGAGACUCCCCAGGGAAGGAGUCAGCCAAGUUCUUGGUACAUCCCUGCCUGACUGCAGGGCACACAACUGAGCAAAAUACACCUUGUUCACCUGGCAGCCACACUCAGGGGGGUUCUCUGUGUCUGUCAGGGGCAAACUAUCUACUCAUCUCUCAAACAUUGUGUAUUUCCACAUGUAAACUUCAUUUCUUGUUGGAGUGAAGAUGUCAUUCAGAGGGGAUAGGUAAAGGGUGAUGAGAAUCUGUGAGUUAUGCUUCCAGGGAGAAAAGAGUGCCUGGGGUGGAUGAAGCAGAACUUCAUUUGAGGCAAGGGGUUACAGGAGUGCCUGGAAAAGUAAAUAAACCCCAGAAAUUUGGCAAUCUGUAUAUGGGAGAAGCCCUGAACUCUCUGCAGAGAGUGGAGGAACAGGAGGGAGAAGCUGAGGUAAGAUGCCUACCUGGAGAGGAUGCUCUGCAUGGAGAUGCAUUCAUUCAGGCAGGUGCUGGGGAGGGCACGGGAGAUGCAGGGAAUUCCCCUGUUCGGUUGCCCCAGUGCUGACACCAUGCCUUGUGUUCCACCUCCCGUAACACCACUGAUCCUUUCUCUGCUCCAGAAAGGCUGUCUGGGGCAGAGCUGAGCUAGGAGGGGUAUUAGGAGGUUUUUGCUUCUGAUGGUCAGUUAACCAGUCCCACCUGGGCUGGCCAGAGUGUUUCUGCCUGGGCACUCCUGAAGCUGGAGCUCCUGGGAGCUGGGUUGGUGGAAGGCAUCCCACCACCAGCACUGCUCCUGCUGUGAGCACUGAGUUUCCCACUGAGUGGGGUAGGGAAGAAAAGGUUCCAGCCUCUCUGGUGGCUGCUGUGUUGAUCUGCCUCUGCCAUAGUGCUACCCUACAGCUUUGCUCUUCAAGCUGAUACUUGGCUCUUCCCUGCCCAGCCUUCAUCAAGGGCUGAGGAGGUUUUUUCUUUCUAGGAGGUGAAUCAUAAAUAAUGUCCGUUCUCUGCUUUCCCACUGAAAGGUUUUUAAACCAGCUGCAUGUGCCCUUUGAAACACAGGGAAAAUGUAGUGUAUGUAAUGAAGUCAUCCGUUGUAUGUUUCUAUCUGCUUUGUAUGUAUUUUUAAAAAUUUUAAGCUGGGGCACCACUUGCCCUGCUGUAAUGUCUGCCUGGGUGACAUCCAAUAGUGUAGAGGGUCAGAUCCUUACCUGCAGUAGUUUAAUGUAAUUCCAUUAAAAUCAAAGGAGCAGUUCUCAUUUAUCACAGUAAAGGUCCUCUUGCAGAAAGUAUUUUUAACUGCCAGCAUCCUCCCUGAGCAUGAGGGAAAGAAAUCCAUGGUAAUUUGGGGUGACUAUUUAGCCAGUCUACUUUAAAGGUUCUCCUAUUUCAGUUGUGCCUAGGGAUUCCUAUCAGAGAAAGAGAUGCUGAUAAAGGGGAUGGUUUAGCACAAGUUUAAUUCAACAUUGACUUAAGCUGUCAGGGCUAAGUAGAUCAAGAAGAAUAGCACUUAAAUUAUGACAGCUUCAAGGCUUUGUAGAUAAGAGAAUCUAAUUUUAAUUAGGAUCUUCACUGAAUUUUGAAAAGAUCACAUUGUUCAUCAGUGCAUAGAAGGGCAAGAAGAAACAUGAACUCUUCCAUCUUAAAAGUAGUAUCAAACCUGUUUUUUUUUUUUCAUCCCAAAGCCUGUGAAGGCCAAUAUAACUCCUGUUCUUUUUCCUGGAAUUAUAUGAUUCAAUAUUAUUGUUUCAAAGCUACUACUAUACUGAAAAUGUUGUUGCUAUACUGCAAGACCAGUAAAGCAGACUUUACUAAAAGCAAAACUUUUCUUCAGCUGACUGAAGACAUGCCUCCCUACCAGUUUACAGGCAUUUCCCUUGCCCAACAAGAUUUUUAAAAAAUUAAGUUACUUUAAAAAUAUCAGUUUCAGGCUUUGUCUUAAGUUAAAAACUUUUAAACCAGAGUUUUAUUAAGCUUAGUGUUUAUAAUGCUAAGAUUAUAUCACUUGCUCUCAUGAGGAAUUUAUGGAUAAAUAGUUUAUAAGCAGGAAUCCUGCAUUUAAAAGACCUUGUUUUGCAGGUUUAUGUAACUUAUUUUAGAUACAGUGGCUGUCCCUACCUAAGAUCCCCACCAUUAUCAAGGAAAUUAGAAUUUCUCAGGUCUAGUAUUACCCUUAAUUCUAUUAAAUGUACUCAAGCACCAUGAAUGUAAGCCCUAGGACCUCUUCAUUCUUAGAUGGGAACAGAUGGGAGGCUGGUCUGCUGGGGUGUUUGAUAUCAAAAAAGACUGAGAAACUCCUAUUGAUAUAGGAAUGUUGUUCAAUUUUUAAACAAAUAUACCUGGGUGAAGCUCACUUUUGAAGGAAAGAAUCUGUGGAGCUUGAUUGGAAAGUGUUCAGAGAACAGAUGGUUCUCUUUUAUUGUUUCCCUCUUUCUUCUUUUUCACUUUUGGAAAUGAAGUCCUGCAAAAUUUUACAGUGAUUGGAGAAAUGGAAAAGUGGUGAAUUGCCACAGCCAAAUGAGAGAAUGUUUAAUAAAAGAAAGGGUUUUUUUUAAGUCAAAUUGUCUUAGACUCUGCUAAUUUAUUUUUCAGUGGCUAAUUAACUUCAGAUAAAAGAGAUUGUAAAGUCUCUAAUAUCAAUUUCGGUCCUUCAUGAAGAUGCAAGAACUCGAACAUCCUUGAUGCAUCCUUUAUUAAGCCUUGGAAAGUGUGAAAGACUAAACUCUUGAUCUUUCAAAUUGAUCUAAAGGAGACUAAAACCAAGAAGGUUUUAGCUUUGUCCUCUUCCUCUGUCCUUGACCCAGCAGCUGUAAUUUAGCCACCAAAUUGAUGGGGAAGACAAGCUUCAUCCAAAAUAUCUAUCUUCUCUCGUGUCAGCUACAAUGGAAGUAAUAUUUGGUGUAGAGGUUUUAAUUUUGUUUAAUUUCCCAAAGUUUCAAACUGACCUGUGCAUCUCUAAGUAUACAGAAACUAAAAACCAAAUUUGCAAAACCUCAAGCAAAAGUCUGAUUGUGUUUAGAAAUCUGGCCUUGAUGAGGGGACUUAAGGCUGGAUUACUCAGAUUGUUUUGGAAGUCAAGGGGAUUAAACAUUUCUCUUAAAUAAGGAGGCAUCCUUUAGCAUCUCCUUGAGGAAGACAGAGAUUGUAAAUGCCUGUUUAGGAAGAUGGUAAAAGCCAGAAAUCAAAGCAUUUUUCUUUAAUAAAAAGAAUUCUUUAUUUUAAAAAUGCAGAGCAGCCUGGGAGAAUGAAGACAAGCCCAGGACCCCAUCUUUUUGUGCUGAGCUUUGGUGCUCACAGAUCUGAGUGAGGGUAUGUUGGAAUAUUGCUGUGGGUGGGGUGAGAAUCGAUGAGAUGGGAGCUGCUUUUUCAGGCUCUGCCUGGAGAGAGGGCAAGGUGUGGCUUUGCCAGUUUGGUGGGUUGUCAGCCUGGUCAUCAGCAAGAGUUGGCCCUGCUCCUGCCUGCAUGCCUGGAACCUUCCCCACCAUGCGUGGGACCGCUGUGGUGCUCACCCAGAUCAUCUCCCAUGGGGCUCCCCCGGUGUGGGGGUGUUUGUGGCAAGUGUUUCUUCCCUUUCCACUUUGAUUUUUUUCCUUCCUGUUAUUCACUGAAGGGAAGGUUCAGUCCUCUGUGUCAAUGCAGAACAAUGACAUACCCCAGCAGGGCCCAAGGGCUGGGGAGUAAUCUGCAGAUACAUCCAGCUCCAAGCUCUGCAGAACAGCUUGUCUUCCCCACUCAUGAUUCUCAUAAUGGGAGGAAGCGUGUUUAGAUAAGGAGUCUCACAUUAUGAGAGUGCUGUUUUCUACAGGCAAUGUGCUAUCUGUAUCUCUUGCACACAGGGCACGAGGGACUCUGGCAUUGUAAGAGCAAAGCCUAAAGAGCUCCUCCAAAACACAUGCAGCUUGCUAGUAACCACUUUUUAAAGAGAGGGCAUUGCUUUUAUAUCCUGUUUUCUAAGACUACUGUCAGAGGAAAACUGUGUUUACUUCAGCGUCUUGAAUGAGGAUGAAGGACUCAGAGUAUCCAAAUUCUUGGCUACUCAUUAGAACUAAAGGUCUUGGUAUCAGAUAUCAUAUCCUAAUGGAGUAUUAAUUAAUCAUCUGGCUGGGAAAGUCUGGCUUUAGAAAUAUGUGACAUACUGAAGUGCUUCCACUUUUGUUCAUCAAAUUCAGCAUGAAGAUCAAUUUGUGCAUCUGCAACCUCUUCAAAAGUAGCUGACAACAGAAUGGCUUGUUUGCUCAGAGACAAACUUCUGUGGCUUGUUACAUGAUAUGGAGUAUCUGAGUUCACCUUCCUGUCUUGUAUUUGCAGUUAUCCUAGAAAAGGGGGUUGGGGAAACAACAGGAAACCUUGAGACAGACUAGGAUUAAAAAAAUAUACUCUGUGACAGAAUUUUAUGAUGGAAUAAACUGUGUUUUACGUUAUCUCCUUAUACACCCAGCUGUCUAAACUAUUUUCACUCACCUGAGACCUGUCAGUGUUGGGAACAUCUGCCAAGAUGUUCCACUGAUGAUGAUGGGUAUGACAUUCAGCAAAACACUUGCAAAAUUUUAUAUAUGGGGGGAUGCCAUAUGUUUUUCCUGAUCAUCCCUAUCUACCAUUAAAGAACUCUAAAGUUCACUCAAGGUUUUCCAGCAGGCUGGUUUUGAAUUGAAUUAUCAAAGACCUUGCAUUACUCUUAAGCCCUCAAGCACAUUUGCACUUGCUCCCCCUUGCUUAAUGUACUUGUUAUAAAAGUAAAAGGUACUGUCUUUUCUUAGACUUGUGAAUAUAGCUGAGAAAAAGGGGGGGACCCAAUAGACAAGAUCUUUCAAACUGCAGAAACUGAAAAAUUCUUGCUUGAUUCUUUUUCUCCCAAUUAUGUCAGUUGGCUACAAAAACAUGUCAACUUCUCCCAUGUAUUUUGCCAGAGGCCUUAUGACAGCUAAAACAAUGCUGUUGCUGCUUAAAUGGAUACAGUGUUUUCAACUUUUGAGAGCAAAUAGUAUUCAUCAUCUCACUAAUAUUGAUAGUCAUAGAAGAGACUACUGGUUUACCAAUCAACUGCUUGUUUUAUAAGUCUGUCUCAAAACAGCCCCAACACCACUGUCCACUUUUCAAUAUAACCUUGUUCCAGCCCACUGACAACAUUUAAGGCAGAGUCUUCUGGCAAAUUGGAGAAAACAUUAAUUGGUAAAUCUGGAAAAAAUGGGAUUUCAAACAAUCCAAAUGUAAUGAUUGUCACUAGAUGAUCAGAAAGAGUUUGCCUAUUAUUACACAGAGUUUUGACAGAUUUGCUAAUCACAUCUGUCAUUGCUGCAGAUUUGGGCUGCAAUUUGUGUUACUGCACAGCCCCAGACACCCUUGUCUCUGCUGGGAGAGUAAAAUCCCCCAGUGAGGUCUCCUGAGCAUUUCAGUGCUACUGCACCAUCCUAAAUGACCAUGUGCAAGGCUAAUGUCAGAAUUUCCAGUGAGGAACAAGAAGCCUCUUGUGCACAGAAGGCACAGUAUACUCAGUAUACUCAUGUCCAUAAAGCACAGGUUCACUCUAGAAAAGACCUGAACAAAAUCUACAUUAAUAGAAUGUAAUAGAAGUGGUGACACAGCGUGUGACCAGUUGCACGGUUUCUGGUAUUUCUAAAGUGAUUAAGUAUAAAUAAUCAAACCAUGAGAACAUUUUUGCUGCUCUACAGGCAUCUUGGCACCAUCAUGUCAGCUUUGCAGGGACAGCCAGUGAUACAUUAGUCAGAGGAUAAGGUAAUGGGUUCACAGAGCACAUCAGCAACAGAUCAGUAUUUCAAGCAAAACAGAACUAAUGGAAAAAGAAUCUUCAGGACAUUUCUGCACAAAAGAAGCCAAGGGGAAAAUAUUAAGAGAACAAGAAGAGCUAUAUUAUCCUACAAAACUGUGUUUUGUGAUGUUGCAGCACGAAAUUGAAGUUGGUGCCAAUUCUUGUCUCUUAGAAGAGAUUUCUAAGCAUUUGAGAAGAGUUGGUUCAAUCUGAUGUGGAAAAGUUGCCUUCUUUACUUUUUGAGAAGUUGUUGAUAUUUUGUGAACAGGUCCAAGUAGUGUUUAAAUUUUCCUGAGGUUUUUUUUUUUUUGUUUUUUGAUGUUAUUCUUCAGUUUAAAAUAAAAUGUCUUACUUUACUACUCCAUAGAAAAAUUAUAUUUUAACCUUGAGGCAUAUAUACUAGUUUUAUUUCAUUUAAGCCUAUUCAGCUGCAAAGCAAGUAGUGUGAAUCAAAGCUGUUGGUUUAGAUGUUUUAUAAUUUGUUGGCUUCCAUUUAAAGCCAAUAACCCUAACACUUCGUGACUGUGCUAGUUCUCAAAGAAAUAACACACACAUGCAGCUUUCAUUGGGAAGGCUGGAAUGCUAUUCUGUUAACAUUUUAAAAGCUAUGAAAACUUUCUAUUAAACAGUGUGAUUUUUGUGCUGUCGAAUUAUUCCUUAACCUCAUUGAAAGAGACAAUAGAGCUCUUUCUGCAGCUGUCAUUGCUCUGUUGAGCUGAGGUGCACCUUCCUGAAAUGGUUCAUGCGAGGCUGCUCAGUGUGAAAUGGAUGCAGCGACCCAGCAGCGCAUCUGGAGAGCCAGCUCUGCUACAGGGCUUUGCAUGUAGCCACUGUGGGUGAAAACUGCUUCUGGAUGCAAUUAUCCUGGCACUGCGUGAAGGCUCAGCAGUCAGACAGUGCUGCUCCUGCAGGAGUCACAGUCUCUGGGGGUUUAAAUCAGUGUAGUGAGUACCGUGCUACACUGAUUUACAACAGCGAGAGCAUCGCUCCCCACGAGCCUGGCACGGGUAAUGCUCGGCUUCCUGGAGCACAGCAGCCUUGGAAGGAGGCUGGUCUCAGCUCUCCAGGAAUGGAGUUGCUCCUUCAGUGCAUGGGAACAGUUAAGCUCACUUGCACAAAACAUAUGUUGCUUGCAUAAGAUACAUUUUGGGUGAAAACUCUGCUUUUAAUUAUAGACGGCUGCAUAAAAUGUCAGUGAUUAAAGCACAGAUUUAGCAGUAUUGUUGGCCUGAAGGAUGCCAGCCAGAAAGCAUGUUUCUCCUCCUGUUUACUCCUCUUGGAGCAGAAUUUUUCCAACUUUAUGAAAGUUUUCUAUUCAAGUGAAAAAAAAUCAACCAAAGAGGAAAGUAGUAUUUCCUCAUCUAUUCUGUCUCUCAAGUUUUCUCAACAGUAAAAUUUCUCAGGAGCUGAGCAGGGUGGUUUUGAAACAGGGAAGACUGAAGAUCUAAUAUCUUAUUUCAAAGCAAGAAAUCUAAAAGUCAGGUUUAUGUUGUCUGAGGCAAUCUCAGCCUUUGGUUUCCUUUUGCCCACAGGCUGAUGGGGAAUGCCCCUCCUUUAAAAUCGCCAGUUGCCACUGAUAAGUAAAAUUCCUUCAGUAAUUCUCCAGAGCCUGAGAUAAUUAUAUCCAAGGCAAAACUGACAAGGUUUGAAAUGUGAGCAGAUAUAUACCCAGCUGAGCAGGAUCCACUUAAGUAUUUGUUCUGACUUAGCCAUUGUCACUCCAAAAAUACUGCCAUGGAGGAAAAUAUAAACAUGAUCCCUUCCUUUUUGGGAUUGUUACCAUCUGUAUCAUAGUUACCAAGUAUUUCUUGCUUAAAUUGCAUUUAAAAUUAACUGAGUCUAUGCAUCGCCUGCCUUUAGUGUAAUCAUAAUAUAGUAAUCACAGCUCUCUUCACAGAAUGUGGUCUACUUCGAUAAGCAUUUUGCUUUAGCUUUGAGUAAUGUUUUUUGACAAGUGCUAUUUUUGCCACUUCUUCUAUAAAUAUAUAGGUUAUUAUUAUUCUGCUGUAGUGAUUCACUUCUGUACUCAUUCCUCUGGAAGUACAUUGAAUUACACCAGCUGAGAUUAUGGCCUCUGCUGUGCUUUUCAGAAUGUUUUCUUUUAGUCUCCUCUAUUUUUAGGUCAAUUACUGAGUCCAAAUCACAUUACAGGACUGAAGAUAGCACCUGUCCUUUUAUUUAUAUCCUCAUAUUUUCUGAGUUCCUGUUGCUGCUUUUUUUGACCUCCCUUCUCCAUAUAACUGCUUCUCAUUAUGCUGUUUCCUGACUUAACCUAGAUUACACAAUAUCUGUGUAGAUUCAAUAAUCCCUUUGAAAGAAUUAAUUGAGCAGAAAAUGCUAACAGGAGACCUGUGGGUUAACCCCAACAAAGGCAAAAUCCUAAAGCACAUAAGGAGGAUACUUUUUAAAUGAGGUGAUUAAUGGUAAGAUCGUAUUUUACUGUGAAUGCUGUGCAUGAAUUACUUUGGCAAGGUUUGUUGAGAGGAAAAUGUUAUAAGGAGUACUUCCUGGAAAACCAAAUUCUGCUUCUAAGAAGGAUCCUUACCACCAGGAGGGAACACAAAAGGCUGCCUUCCUUUUCUAAUCUCCAGUUUCUGCAUUUCUUGAAAAGUCUGACAGAAGUCAUUUGAUUCACAAGGUGGUUGCCAGCUACGCGUUGCCAAAUGUUGGAGAAGUAGAGAGGAGCCACGCAUGUGGCUCUGGUCUCUGUCUGCAGUCAGACUGGCUGCUUCUGACAAAUGUGGAAAGCCAACCAAAGUAGCAACCAUCUGACCCUCAAAGAGCACUCACUUGGAGUUACCAAGUUUGUACUGUCAAAUGUAAUGGCCAAGAGCCAAGGUUCUUCUGUGUGAAGUGCCCAGUUAAUAGCUGAAUGAGUAUUUGGGAGUCUUGGCACAUAGUUAGGCUUUGCUGUCAUCUGACCUUUUCUAAUCUAAUUUAUUAUAUGUAACGCAUAACUUUCUUUAUGUAGAGUAUUUUUUGUCUUUAAUAAUUAUACUUUAUCCUUAAAAAUAAGCAGUACUGAUAUAUCUAUGGCAGUGUAAAACUGGAAUUACUCACAAGUGUGGCAGAUUUUAAGCACAUUUCCAACAUGAUUUAUAGAGAUAACUUCAUAUGCUCAAAGAAACUUACAUUUCAAGACAGAACAGCUCUUCCCAAAAUUCUGCUCUUGCACUAGGAUGGGCCACUGUCAUUUCAGGCUAUUCAAGCAUCAGAGUUCUCCACGUCAGUAUUCGGUCUGUAUUUUACCAUGACCAGUUAAAGAUCAAAAUAAGGGUAUCAGUUUCUUGUGCUCUAUCUCCGAUUCUGCAUCACUUUACCUAUAAAGUGCCAUUCCUGUGGGUUUCUAGCUGAAAUUUGAGCUGUGCCAGAACUUGGCAUGACUUCUCGGAUCCCACAAUGAAAUGGCCCUGAGAGGAAAAAAGGAACAAAACAGUAAGUAGGGGGUGAAAAUGGUACUAGUAAUAGAUUAAUCCUUUUUUCUUCCAAAUAUGGCACUGAAUUUGACAUGUUAGGAAUGUUGUCUCCAAUUGCCUGUUUCUCAACAAUGUAAAACAAUUACAAUUUUGAUUGUGAAGAUGUGUGUCUAAGAUUAUGCCUUGAGAAUAAGGUUGGGGUGAGUUAUGUGGCAAGGGUUAAGAAUUCAGUGUUUGAAAUCAGUUUCUGAAGAAGAAGUGCACAGCUCUCAUUUUCCAGCCAGUUUGAACUAAAACAGCUCCUGAAGAACAUUUAUGUUUAAGGUGUUUUGAGCUCCCAUCUCUGGUAUUGCUGUCACUGCUGUUAAUUGCUUACUUGGGUUUCUUUUCACUUAGUGCUGAUUCUUGUCCCUGGAAGACCAUAAAUUUACCGAGAAAGAAUUCUUUCUUUGCCCUCAGCAAAUCUGAAUAAUUAACUUUUAUUUUAAUCAUUAUGCUCCUUAGCCGACAGUACCUUUGUGAAAGAAAAAGAAAGAAAGAAAGAAAGAAAGAAAGAAAGAAAGAAAGAAAGAAAGAAAGAAAGAAAGAAAGAAAGAAAGAGAAAGAAAGAAAGAAAGAAAGANGAAAGAAAGAAAGAAAGAAAGAAAGAACAUGUUGAAUUAAAACAAGAAAGUGCUGCAGUUAAACAUCAUGUCAGUCACUCUGAUAGUUGAAUAACAUGCUAUUUUUUCAGGGUUACACACUUGCCUUCUCAGCACUAUUUACUGUACCACUAAUGCUUCCAAAGCUUCUUUUUGCAGCAACAAUCUGCCAAAAGCUAAAUAAUUUUCAAUUGGCAGGGAGGAAGCUUUGUGUUUGCACCUGGAAAAUAUUAGUAAUAAUUCCCUGGCCAGGGGAGUGCCAGGAAUGGGGGCCAAGGGUAUGCCCAGAGCAGGAGUCAGAGCUGUGCCUUGUGCAAUCACCUUCCCCACAUGGGUGUUCCCAGGGUGGGAGACUCUGAAACCUCCAGUUUGGUAAGGUGGCGCAUUACCAGCACCUCCUUAGCUGCCAUCCUGCAGGGGACCCGCAGUAACUGUGUGGGUGUCAUGACCAGUGCCAAACACAGGGUAGUUUGUAGUUGCUUUGGGCUGAGUGGACAAGGUUUGUGCAGGGGAAUUCACUGUGCUCUUUAUGAAUGUGUUUAUUUUUACUUCCUGCUGGGCAUUUCCUUGGUCACAGUUUGGCCUUCAGGACUAAGAUACUCCAGAACAUUGUUGCUUUUAUUGAAGAUUUAACAAGCGCAAAUUUAAUCUGUACUGUCCCUUCAUGCUCAGGCUCAGAUUCAUCUAAAUGUCCUUGAAAAACACAAGGAAAGAUGUUUUGUAUCCCAAGAUGUCUGCUUCAAGAGUAAAACCCAAAGUGAAUAAAGAAGGCAUUAAAGUGG